AGACAUGUCUCCAUAAUCUGUACGGCCAUCUGACAUCGCUGGAUCGAUGGAGGUGACGGGUCGCGACGUGCGGCUCCUGGCGCAGGAGGUGCCGCAGGCCUUGCCACAGACCGUGGUCGACCAGGAGGCGAGCACCCAUGGUGAAAUGAAGCGACGCGUGCUUUUCCUUUCGGCCAUCUUGGCCGUCUAUGUGGUGGUCAACGUCUUGGUCCAAUAUGCUUUCGAUGCGGCUGCCCUUGAAUCAGCCUUGGAGCAGAUCCGUGCAGUCACGAACGAGAAGGGCGGCCCCAUCCUUGCGAAACUGCUGAUGCGCAUGAUUCCCGGGGCGACCUUCUCCAUCAUGGUGGGCCUGUUGGUGCCGCUGUGCGGCUACCUCGGGGCGAAGCAGAACAGCCAAGGCUUGAUGGGCUGCUUUUGUGGGUGCAAUUUUUUGAAUUGCUGCUGCGGGAUGUGCAGCUUGGUCGGUACUAUCAUCGUGCUCGGCCUCAUCUCAGCUACAACUCCAGGCAUCGAGGAAUACCUGCGAGAUUGUGACCCAGUGCAGUGCUACAAGUGGCCGACGUCCUGGAGUGACGCAGUGAAGCAGCAGCACACGGUUGACUGUCUGGCGGCAGGGAUGUGGCCGGAGUACAAGAAGCAGUUUGAAGGACCUUCCUAUCCGCCUAUUUGCCCGAAGUUCCUCCUCCAGUGCGACGACGAUCAGCCGAAGGCACCGCCGGGCUUCAAGCCCUUUCAGCUUCGAGGCAUGCCAGGCAUGCCGGACCCAGACAUGCCCGUGGACUUUGACCCAGACUCCAUGGCCGCCAUGGGCCUGACUAUCGGUGAGCCUGAGUUGGAUCCUAUGCCCCGGCGGCUCCAGCUUUCCAGGCCGCGAGAGUGGCCGGAGAAGACUUGGCGGACCUUGCCGAAGUUCGAUGGCGCCGAUGACGACUUCUUCCAGGCUCAGAUUGUCAUGCCGCCCAACCCUAUUGCCAACUGCAAGCCUUCGGAGAAGGGUGUGGCGAUCUUGAAGCAGGCGCACAAGGUGGUGCCGGAGCUGGUGCCGAAGCUCGUCAUGUUCAUGGCGAUCAAAGCCUUGCUUCUGAUGCCGGUGAUCCUCUUUGGCUGCUUAGGCUUUUGGUGGGGCAACGAGCUUUACAACAGGCUCGGCCAAGGCUACGGGCACUUGGGCAACCACGCGGCACAACAACGCAUCAGCAGCCCAGAGGCGCCGGUGCAGAUGCAACUUCCCACUGUCCAGCCUUUGCAAGUCGCCUGAGGGCCGGCAGUGAGGGGCCUGCCCAAGCAUUCAGAGCAUUCGUUUGGCGGGGCGGCAAAGGAAUCUAGCACAGUGCUGACCCCUGUGGCGGGUGUGGAUAGAACGUCACCCGAAGCUGCCUUGUACAGAAGCGAGCUGUGCUCAGAUGCUUUUCCAUUCCUGUUUCGCAA
Molecule: messenger RNA, 1428 nt
Organism: Effrenium voratum
Lineage: Eukaryota; Dinophyceae; Suessiales; Symbiodiniaceae
Source: the annotation of a GenBank genome assembly